Kuraishia capsulata CBS 1993 is the source of this 1215-nucleotide messenger RNA. RefSeq lists its product as uncharacterized. NCBI's taxonomy places the organism in Eukaryota, Fungi, Ascomycota, Pichiomycetes, Pichiales, Pichiaceae. Gene Ontology annotation, cellular component: membrane; vacuole. The transcript has a single exon. Bases 1 to 1215 code for a protein of 404 amino acids. The record is from RefSeq and is a predicted model, not a curated record. Gene Ontology annotation, biological process: regulation of intracellular pH.
AUGCUAAAUAGAACGUUCACGGCCUUCUGGCUAUUUGGUCUCAUCAACAAUGUGCUAUACGUGGUGAUCCUGUCCGCAGCGGUAGAUCUGGUAGGACCGCUGGUUCCUAAAGCCACUGUGCUGUUAGCAGAUGUAUUGCCGUCUUUCUCACUCAAACUGACAGCCCCGUUUUUCAUCCAUAUUAUUCCAUAUUCAUACCGGAUUUUUGUUCUUAUUGGACUGAGCAUGCUGGGAAUGGUAAUUGUGGCAUUUGCAACAGAAACAAGCUGGAUCCUUUUCGGAAUCGUGUUAGCCAGCUCUAGCUCUGGGCUGGGAGAGUUGACAUUCCUGCAAUUGACGCAUUACUAUGGCGACAUUUCGUUGAGUGGAUUUUCUUCUGGAACAGGUGGCGCUGGACUCGUGGGGAGUUUCGUCUUUUUGGUACUCACUACCUGGAUGCACAUAAGCGUUAAGACAACCCUGGUGCUAUUCAGUGCGGUCCCCCUGGUAUUCUUCUUCAGCUUCUUCUGGCUGCUACCAGAUCCAGAAACUGUAUUUCUAAGAUCGCGGCAGAAUGGCGAUUUUCAACUGGAAGAGGGUUAUUCUGGUGAGACAAGCACCCUCAAUUUUUCACUAAGCGGCCUUCGUUUCGAUUUAGACACUCUGGAGAAGGUAAGAGUUCAUAUGGCUUUAACACUGAGACGACUGCGGCCCCUAGUCUUUCCAUACAUGUUUCCUCUGUGCUCCGUUUACGUUGCGGAAUAUAUUAUCAACCAAGGUGUCUCUCCCACUCUGCUGUUCCCAAUCGAAGAGUUGCCAUUCAAACGAUACAGGGACGUUUAUGUUUCGUAUGGAACGCUUUACCAGGUUGGUGUGUUCAUAUCGCGUUCUUCUGGCCCGUUUGUCAGAAUACGCAAAAUCUACUGGCCUUCGAUUCUACAAGCAGUCAAUUUGGCGGUUUGCAUUCUCCAAUCCAUAUAUUUUUUUAUUCCCAACGUUUACAUAAUGCUUGUGCUCGUUUUCUACGAGGGGCUUCUUGGAGGAGCAUCUUAUGUCAACACCUUUAUGCUCGUGUCGGAACGGACGCCAUUGCAAGAUCGCGAGUUUGCAAUGGGUGCCGUUGGAAUCAGUGAUUCAGCGGGAAUCGUUCUUGCUGCUUCCAUUUCUAUGUGGCUUGAGCCUCGUCUCUGCAACUAUCAGGUCAAUGACGGACGGCCAUGGUGUACUAUGAGUUGA